Molecule: messenger RNA, 924 nt
Organism: Trypanosoma conorhini
Lineage: Eukaryota; Euglenozoa; Kinetoplastea; Trypanosomatida; Trypanosomatidae
Exons: 1
Coding region: 1-924 (307 amino acids)
Source: RefSeq, a predicted model, not a curated record
AUGAAAGGGUCGCAAGUGCGUGCAGGCGGCCCUGAGGUCGCCGCCAGAGCCUUUCCGCUGACACUUGCCUGCUGGGGGCGCUGCGUCGGCUGGCUGCUGCGGCAGCGCCCGUCAGACACGGCCGCCGCUGCUGCCGCCGCAACAGCCAUCGUCCCCGCCCGAGAGCUGCUGGAGAAGUUUAUCGUCGCCCGCUACACGGAGCCGCAGCGACACUACCACACGAUGGCGCACCUGGAGGAGAUGCUGGGGUGCUUCGAGCGGUUCCAGUCCGAGGCCCCAGUGGCGCACCGGCUGCCCGCGGCGGACCCACGACGCGUCGUGCUGGAGUUGGCGAUCCUCUUCCACGACGCGGUGUACGACCCAAGGCGCGACGACAACGAGGAGUGCAGCGCGGCGUGGUUCCAGGCCUUCUGGGUGGACGCCCAACGAAUGGCGACGGCGACGGCAGCGCAGGCGUCCCCGUUGGCCUCCGCGGAGGCGCGGGGGAGCGCCGCCCCGCUGCUCUGGGACGACCCCGGCCUCGCACGGGAGGUGGAGGAGGAGGUGGUGCGAUUUAUUCUCCAGACGAAGCACCACAUCUCACUGGAGCCGGACCACACGCACCGGGCGCCUGAGUCUGGCGACCCACCGCCGCCGCCGCUGCAUAUAUUUCUUGACCUCGACCUCGCCAUUCUGGGCAAUGCGGCGGUGCGGUACCAGCAGUACGCACUCGACAUCCGAAGAGAGUACGGCUGGCACAGCGAGGCAGACUUUUGCCGCGGCCGGGCCGCAUUUCUGCGAGGCCUCCUGCAGCACCCAAAGUGGUAUAAGACGAAGUUUUUCUGCGACGCCCUGGAGGCGAGGGCGAGGGCGAACGUUGCUGCCGAGGUUGCGACGCUGGAGGCACGACUGCGACACUUGCCGCCUCCCCACGAGCAGCCCUGA